Molecule: messenger RNA, 1407 nt
Organism: Triticum turgidum subsp. durum (durum wheat)
Lineage: Eukaryota; Viridiplantae; Streptophyta; Magnoliopsida; Poales; Poaceae
Source: the annotation of a GenBank genome assembly
AUGAAGAAGACCGUUGUCCUGUACCCUGGCGUCGGCGUCGGCCACCUGGUGCCGAUGGUGGAGGUCGCCAAGCUGUUCCUCAAGCACGGCCUGGCCGUCACCGUGGUGCUCAUUGAUCCGCAGGUCGAGUCCACGGACUUCUCCUCCGCCGUCGCCCGCGCGAGGUCCUCCAACCCCUCCGUCGCCUUCCACGUCCUGCCGCCGCCGCCCGCGGAUUCCAACUCCGACACCGCGCCCACGAACCCCGUCAUCCAGAUUUUCCGGCUCCUGAAAUCCAUGAACGCCCCCCUCCUGGACUUCCUCCGCUCGCUGCCCUCAAUUGACGCACUCGUCCUCGACAUGUUCUGCGUCGACGCCCAAGAUGUCGCGGCUGAGCUCAAGCUGCCGGUUUACUACUUCUACGCGUCGGCCGCCGCCGACCUCGCGCUCUUCCUCAACCUGCCGAGCAAGCUUGCCGGCAGUAAGGUGAAGGAGCUCGGCGACUCUAUCAUGACUUUCCCGGGUGUUCCUCCGUUGAAAGCUUCGGACUUACCCGAAGUUACCCACAACGAUGAAAUACUCAAGGCCAUCUUGGGCAUGUUCGACCGAAUGCCAGAUGCCAACGGAAUUCUCAUUAAUUCCUUCGAGUCGCUGGAGACGCGGGCGGUGCGCGCUCUCAAGGACGGGCUCUGCGUCCCUGGUCGUGCCAUGCCACCGGUCUACUGCAUCGGGCCUUUGGUGUUGGGAGGCGGUGACCAGGAGCACGAGUGCCUCCGGUGGCUGGACGCGCAGCCGGACCAGAGCGUAGUGUUCCUCUCCUUCGGCAGCAUGGGCACGUUCUCCGGUAAGCAGCUCCAGGAGAUUGCAAGUGGAUUGGAAAAGUCAGGGGAGAGAUUCCUGUGGGUCGUGCGGAGCCCGCGCAAUCCCGACUACAAGUACGGCGAUUCGCUGCCGGAGCCCGAUCUCGACGCGCUCAUGCCGGAAGGGUUCUUGGAGAGGACCAAGGACAGAGGACUCGUGAUCAAGUCUUGGGCGCCACAGGUGGAGGUCCUGCGCCACAGGGCGACCGGCGCAUUCAUGACACACUGCGGCUGGAACUCGACACUGGAGGGCAUCACGGCAGGGUUGCCGCUGCUGUGCUGGCCGCUGUACGCGGAGCAGAAGGUGAACAAGGUGCACAUAGUGGAGGGAAUGAAGCUCGGGGUGGAGAUGAGAGGCUACAACGAAGAGGUGGUUAAGGCCGGGGAGGUGGAGGAGAAGGUCAGGUGGGUUAUCGCGUCCGAGGGCGGCAAGGCGCUCAGGGAGCGGGUGGCGGCGGCGAAGGAUGCAGCUGCCGAGGCGCUCAAGGAAGGGGGCUCGUCUCACUUGGCGUUUGUCCAAUUCCUCAACGACCUGGACACUUCCACAGCCCCAACUGUGCAGCAUUGA